AUGGCAGGUCAGAUUGAAUCACAUACCGGCGCUUGUGCUCAUACAAGUGCUUCAAGAAGGCUCUCACAACUUCAGCAAUACCUACAACCUGAAGAUCCCGUGUAUCAGGGCGGGCAGGGCAAACGAGGCGUGGAGGAACCGGAAACAAAUCAAAAAACAACAAUGGCAGACAAAGAUCCGAUCACCUGUCAUGUUCUGAAUACCUACACUGGCCUUCCAGGCGCAGGAAUUUCCUGCUCGCUAACAUUGACCAACUACGAGGGAAAACCAACCUCUACUUCAACCUCAACAACCAACAAGCAGCCGACAUUCACAGCAAUCACAGAUGCUGAUGGGCGGGUCAAAAACUGGUCGAGCGAGGGAGAUUCUAUAUCUGUCUCCUCCGUUCUAGCACAAUUGCCUGAUCGACCGGCAUCAAACACAGCACGCUCGACAUGGAGUCUUAGACUAUCUGGCGUUGACGAGUGGUACCGUGAGCAAGGGGUUCAGGACUGUUUCUGGCCGGAGGUGGAAGUGCGGUUUGCAGUCGACGGUAGGGACGGUGGAAAGGGAUGGAGACACUACCAUGUCCCUGUGCUGCUUGGGCCGUGGAAUUAUUCAACCUACCGCGGAUCGUGA
Molecule: messenger RNA, 618 nt
Organism: Microsporum canis CBS 113480
Lineage: Eukaryota; Fungi; Ascomycota; Eurotiomycetes; Onygenales; Arthrodermataceae
Product: transthyretin domain-containing protein
Exons: 1
Coding region: 1-618 (205 amino acids)
Biological process (GO): purine nucleobase metabolic process
Source: RefSeq, a predicted model, not a curated record